CAGCUUGUAAUCGUAGGACAGAAAUGCAUAGUAAUAAUCCAGCUGUGAAAACGUAAACAUCAAUAGUAUUUCGAAAGAUUGAUUAAUUUUUACCUAUUAUUCUGCUAAAAUAUGUUGUCUCGUUAAUGAUUAGCACAAAUCUGAGUUUGUUAGCUGAUACCGUGCUGUGAACAAUGGAAAAUUGCUAGUUUCACAACGGGAAAACGAUUUCGCGUAAGAAGUCUGAUUUCCCGACUCCCGUGGAGUAAAGCGCACACGACGAGGGCAGUAACCAGCACAUAAUUGCAUUUUGCUAGCAUAGAUCGAUUUGUAUCAAAAUUGAUUAUCCCGAGGAUGAUUACACUUACACGGAAAAAGAAAGAAUCCAACAGUGCCAUUGUGGACUCUUCCAAACGGAUUUCCAUCCGAGAGUUUCUACUGGUGAAAGAAGUCCAGGAGCUGGAGCAGAAUCUUCCCAGUACGUGUAAGAUUACCUUCCAGGACCCGAAUGUGUUGAGUGACUUCACUCUGGGUAUUACACCGAACGAGGGAUUCUGGCAAGGCGGGCGGUUCAAGUUUAGUGUUCACGUUCCCGAGGAGUAUAAUAUGGCGCCCCCGAAAGUGAAAUGUCUUACGAAACUGUGGCAUCCUAACAUCUCCGUCGAAGGAGACAUCUGCCUUUCGCUGCUUCGACUGAACUCGAUUGAUGGUCUCGGGUGGGCCCCAACCCGGAGGUUGAAGGAUGUCAUCUGGGGAUUAAAUUCGUUGUUCACGGACCUGCUGAAUUUCGACGAUCCGCUGAACAUCGAAGCGGCGGAACAGUAUUCGAAGGACAAGGAUAAGUUUCAGGCGAAAGUGCGGGAGUAUGUUUCGGCGCACGCUCGGAGAUAAUCAGUGGGUGAGGAACGGCGAACUAAACACUGGUAUGUAACGAAUGACGAAUGUGUGAUGUGCUUUUUCGAAAAUGUGGGUCUGGGGGCGUAGCAAUUGAUAAAACGAACCAAUCAGCCAGGAACGAAACCAUGAGAAGCAGGCGUAUUGAGAAUUACCUAUGAAAUAUUAGCUGGAGGACGGUUAGAUUCGGAGACAUUUUUGCACUCGACCCUAGCGAUACUUUAGGGUGUUUAAAAUUGUUAGGAAAAGUUGAGUGGAAUAAAAUUCUGAGUUGUGUAAAA
Messenger RNA from Topomyia yanbarensis, 1154 nucleotides. RefSeq names its product NEDD8-conjugating enzyme UBE2F-like. The record is from RefSeq and is a predicted model, not a curated record. The coding region runs from base 334 to 870 and encodes 178 amino acids. Lineage: Eukaryota; Metazoa; Arthropoda; Insecta; Diptera; Culicidae. The transcript is spliced from 3 exons.